CCUUGAGCAGCUUGAGCAUUGUGAUUGGUUUAUUCUGUGAAGCCCGGCCCCAGUCGGCAGACCCCUGAGUCACUAAAGCAGAGGCUGAGAUGCUGUGUGUGAAUAAGAAGCAAGAGCCUAACAACACCAAGUUACCUGUGGAAAACUUUACUGUUGCAGAGGUCAGCAUGCGGCUGGAUAUACUCCUUGUCCUUCAUCUCCAGGUGCUAGUCGUAGCAUCAUCAUCCUCCGCUGAAGAAGAUGAGAGCAGUGCGAGGGAUGUCCAAAGUAAAGGUUCUUCUCAUCAGCACCACUGGGGUUAUCAUGAUCAGGACGCAUGGUUAUCUGCGUUUGAACACUGCAAUGGAAAAUCUCAAUCUCCGGUCAACAUAGAUGCCCAUAAGGUUUUCUAUGAUCCCAGGCUAUCUCCUAUUAAUUUGGAGGGAUAUGAUCUCACCGGCUCUCCUGCUCUAACCCUCAUCAACAACGGUCACACAUUGCAGCUGAGUCUGCCGGGCAGUAUGCGUAUCACGAAGGGAUUCGAUCACGUCUAUGUCGCGGCCCAGCUUCACUUCCACUGGGGAACUAAAGAGGUCCCUGGUUCAGAGCACACCAUCGAUCGCGUCCAUUUCCCUGCUGAGAUCCACGUGGUUCAUUAUAACUCCAAAUAUGCAAAUCUCACCGAGGCUGCUAGUAAAGCAGAUGGAUUGGCAGUGUUAGGAGGAUUCAUAGGCAUUGGCCUUCACGACAAUGACAACUAUGAAAAGAUCCUGUCUGUGCUAACAGACAUCAGCACAGAGGAGUCAGACACUGAGAUUCCUGGUUUUAAUGUGCGCCAUCUACUGCCGGACAGCUUGGAUAGGUUUUAUAGGUACAACGGGUCCCUCACAACUCCUCCAUGCUUUCAGACGGUCAGCUGGACUUUGUUCAACAACUCAAUCAGAGUCUCAAGGAGACAGCUAGCAGCGUUGGAGGAUACAUUGAAAACUGAACACAACAAGCUUUUGUCCAAAAACUUCAGAGCUCCACAACUUCUGCACGGAAGAAAAGUGCUGGCAUCCUUCCGCGCGGGAUCCACUACGAGAAUAGCCAAUGAAGCUCCAAUAUCUGAAACACAAGACAAAAAUACAAUGGAAUCAAAUGGACACUUUCUGGCAAUUAUUUUUGGGCUUCUGUUUGCCAUCACUUUGCUGGUCUUCUCUGUAUACACAUAUCGUCAGAGAAAAAAGUACUCAAAGUUUAAAAAAGACUCCAAGCAAAAUGUUAUUUACAAACCGGCUGCUGUUGAAAAAGACAUAGAUCAAACCUCUGUUACCGUAUCAUAAACCAAAUAUUUAUUCAGAAACAUUUUUUCUUGUUUGAGGCUUUGGAAUAAACGGCUUGCAAAUCAGUAGAAUAGCAUAAAGUAAUGUAAUACGUCGUUACAUACCCGGGAAAAAAGACCAAGCCCAAAAUGACUUAACACUAGGCUUUUAAUUGUCUUAACCACAAAUUAUUGGUCAAGAAAUAAGCCAAAUUUAACCAAAUGCAAUACUCAAAAACAUGGGACGUUUAUGGGACGUUUGAUUCAGAGUGGUGCGGAGUUAUGUGAACUGGUGAAUCACAAUAAAACAUAAGUUCUAUGUGUUCUAUGCACCAGAGAAACGUCUUCAAAGAUCUGGUGAAAAAUAUAAUGAUGAAUGCAGCUCUGCACUAUUUUUCAGUAACGUAUACUGGCCAGGUCAGAGUCCAGAUCUGAACCCUAUAGUGAAUGUUUGGUCUAAGAAGCGGACAUUUUUCAACUACUCAUGAACUGAGGACAUUAGCAUUGAGUGGAACAAUCCGUCCUAUCAAAAGCUGCCUGUGAAUUUACCUGCAUAAACGUCUAACACUGGCGUCGUUCACAUGGGAGUCACAAUGGUGUUGUUCGCAGAAGGAACCAAGUUUUUGUAAAAUAAAUGUAUUUAAUUUCAA
Messenger RNA from Puntigrus tetrazona (Sumatra barb), 1932 nucleotides. It is a transcript of the gene ca9, whose product is annotated as carbonic anhydrase IX. The transcript has 11 exons. Gene Ontology annotation, cellular component: plasma membrane. Gene Ontology annotation, molecular function: zinc ion binding; carbonate dehydratase activity. Lineage: Eukaryota; Metazoa; Chordata; Actinopteri; Cypriniformes; Cyprinidae. The record is from RefSeq and is a predicted model, not a curated record. The coding region runs from base 90 to 1304 and encodes 404 amino acids.